AGGGAGGAUUUGCUUAUAAAUUUGGAUAACCAAAGAAAUAUGAUUGAUGUCAUACUAUUUCACUUAUUCCAUCUUGAUUAAAGCUAAAGUCCAAGCAAAUGACAUUGAGGCUUCGUGUGACUCGACUUCGUUUGAGACCCUGGCCACUACUUUCUUUGGAAUAAAAAAAAAAAAUAGUAAUACUCACUUUUCUCUUAUAGAAAUGAAGAAUUCGACUAUUGCUAUAGCUACUGUCACCGGUAUCCUUACUGUUGGUAUUGGAUACAUGUUCUAUUUUGAUUACAAGAGACGCAAUGACCCUCAAUUUAGAAAACAAUUAAAGCGUGAACGUAAGCAAGCAGCUAAAGCAGCCAAGGAAGCAGAGAAUGAGUCAAAGGAAUCUAAACUGAAGUUAUUUGAAAGAGUCAUUGUCGAAUCUGCUCGAGAAAGUUAUCCAACAACACCUGAAGCUAAAGAAAAGUACUUUAUGGAACAAGUAACAGUUGGAGAGACAUUGUGUGGACAAGGCCCUACCUAUUAUGAUGAAGCAGUUUUGCCCUUUUACAAGGCACUCAAGGUAUACCCUGCUCCUGGAGAGCUGCUUACUAUCUAUCAAAAGACUAUCCCUGAACCUGUAUUCCAAACUAUUACUACUAUAUUGGCUAUUGAGGUAUAUGAAAAUGGAUAAUGUAUACAUAUAUAUACUUAUACGUGAUGUGUAGCAAAAGGCAAUGUCAUCCCAACAUACUGAAACUCCCGAAGAAGCUGCUGCUUCAGCCACUGGUAUCGAUGUGGAAUAAAUAACAUAGAGAAGCUCUUGAAAAGUUGUAAAUAAAUCUUAAAGCGCGCAAAAACACAACCACAAACAUAUAAACAUAAAUAUUACUGCUACACGUGAAAGCAUA
Rhizopus microsporus ATCC 52813 is the source of this 884-nucleotide messenger RNA. RefSeq names its product protein import receptor MAS20. The transcript has 3 exons. Gene Ontology annotation, cellular component: mitochondrial outer membrane; mitochondrial outer membrane translocase complex. NCBI's taxonomy places the organism in Eukaryota, Fungi, Mucoromycota, Mucoromycetes, Mucorales, Rhizopodaceae. Gene Ontology annotation, biological process: protein import into mitochondrial matrix; tRNA import into mitochondrion; protein targeting. Bases 203 to 667 code for a protein of 154 amino acids. The record is from RefSeq and is a predicted model, not a curated record. Gene Ontology annotation, molecular function: transmembrane protein transporter activity.